CUGACCGCAUCUUCGGAGAAAAGCCUGGGAGCUCAAAACAGAAGCCACAGCGCCUCCUGCCUGCCGCCUUUCCUCCCCGGCUUGAGAAUCCCACACUGAACAAGAUGUGCAAAGGACUUGCAGGUCUCCCGGCUUCUUGCUUGAGGAGUGCAAAAGAUAUGAAACAUCGGCUCGGUUUCCUGCUGCAGAAGUCUGAUUCCUGCGAACAUAAUUCUUCCCACAGCAAGAAGGACAAAGUGGUGGUUUGUCAGAGGGUGAGCCAAGAGGAAGUAAAAAAAUGGGCUGAAUCCCUGGAAAACCUGAUUAGCCAUGAAUGUGGGCUGGCGGCUUUCAAAGCUUUCUUGAAGUCUGAAUACAGCGAGGAGAACAUUGACUUCUGGAUUAGCUGUGAAGAGUACAAGAAAAUCAAAUCACCCUCGAAACUAAGUCCCAAGGCCAAAAAGAUCUAUAAUGAAUUCAUCUCAGUCCAGGCCACUAAAGAGGUGAACCUGGAUUCCUGCACCAGGGAGGAGACAAGCCGGAACAUGCUGGAGCCCACGAUUACCUGCUUUGAUGAGGCCCAGAAGAGGAUUUUCAACCUGAUGGAGAAGGAUUCCUACCGCCGCUUCCUCAAGUCCCGAUUCUAUCUGGAUUUGGCCAACUCUUCCAGCGCCGGCUCGGAGAAGCAGAAAGGAGCCAAGAGCCCUGCAGACUGUCCUUCCCUGGUCCCCCAGUGUGCCUGAUCGUCCCCCGGCGCCGGAGGCUGAUAUACCCAAGACUUAACGCCUGGAAAACCCGAGGCCGAAUAUCGAUCUGUAUUAAGCACGAGGGCUUUUAUCCACCUUGUAGCUUAGUAUUCACGCUGCCUGCCAUGUGUGAGUCACCCCCCCCCCCCCGCCCCCGUGUACAAAGUAGAUUUAGUGUUGGUGUUUCAGUGUCCGUCAGGGCACCACCUCAUUCCAGUCCGGUUUUCCCAGAUUUCCUUUAGGGUACAGUGUGAGCAAGUAUCCAAAUAAUGGUUGUGUAAGGGUGGCUUCUCAAGGACUCGGACUUCUCCUCCCAACGGCCAGACCUCAGAGUUGUUGGUUGGUCCAUUUCAUGUGACAUCCACAAGCACAUGCAUUCUGUUGGCACUUUCUCUAAACUCUAAGUGUUUAGAUGAAGUUGAUCUAUUAUGUGUAUGUGUGCGUGCAAAUAUAUGUAUAGAUGUACAUAUAUUUACGUAUAUAAAUACACGUUUACAUAUAUGCAUGUAUUUACACACACCCACAUACACAUUCUAUGUAUAUGUGUCUGUAUAUAUACAUACAUACUUCUGCGAGUAGAGUUAGGAAAGACCCUAGGUGCUCGCGACUAGAGUGGGUGUACAUAUUUAUAUGCAUUUUCUGAUUCCUGGCCUUUCAACCUGCAAUCAAACAGGCAAACAGAACCAGCCGCCCUGCAGGCCAAGAAAGGCAUGCCAGUCUGGGGGAAGUGGAUUCUGUAAAACUCCCCAGGUCUUGCUGGAGAAGCAGCCAAGGGACUACAUGUGUAGUUUACCCACAGGGAGCCUCCCAAAUUGAACAGUAUUCUAAGGAGCAAAUACCUACAGAAUUGUAGGCCUGAUGGUCGCCGUUUUCUCUCAGGCUGGUUGUUACUAAUGGCACUUCUCAGCCCCUAAGCUGCUGGCUUCCCCUUCUUUGCCUGGGUGCUUGGUGCGUGAUUGUCAGCAGGGUUGGUACAGAGUUGGGAGAGAAGCUGCUCGAACGGAAGGAAGAGAUGCAGGUAGGGCCUUGGCAGCCUGCUUGCUGGGUGAUCCUGGCUGAGUGAGGGCACAGAACUCCAGAGUUCAUAGUUUUAUCCUCAACUCUUUUCCUCUCCUGAUCAAGGUGCUCUCCUCAUUUUGUUUUUUUUUUCCGGAGGACUUCAGCCAUCAGACGAGGCUCCUUUCUUCACUGGGGGGUUGGUGGCUUACCCACCAGGGGUCCAGGCUUUGUGCCUACACCUCCGGGAACCAGCAACAAGGGAAGGAUUGUAUCUUAUAAAAGGAAACACGUUUGCACAAACUGAAAAGCCCUUGUAAGUUUCUCUUUUGAGAGCAGGAUCUCGGUCAUUCCAUUCCCAGACGUCAGGACGUCAGGACUAACAGAGCCUGGAGGUAUCUGCUUCUAGGCUCUGAAGACUAAAUGAGAGAGAAAAGGGGGAGAGGGGAAGAAAAAGGGAGAUCAGUUGUUAGAACUACUGUUUGGAACUUUUCAAGGCACACGAAAUACUUGAAAAUUUCUCAUUUAUGUUAUUUAUGAUGUUUUGUACAAUGUUUUUAUUACUGUAUUGUUUUAUAAAUGGAGGUGCAGGAUAUCACCUGAAUUAUUCAUGAAUGGCCAGGAAGUAAUUUUCUUCUCAUUCUUGUAAAAUCACAGCUUUCGAAGCGCACACCCGCCUGCACGCACAGUGCACUGGUACACGUGAGCACCUUGUGGCUCUUAAGAGGACAGGCCGGUCGCAGACCGAAGAGACCAGAGUGUGUAUGUGCAGGUCUCACUGAAUCAGAGAUCUAGGUUUUCUCUUUUGAGCCCUUCUUGUCUCUCUGCCAGUCCUUGCUCUCAGCGUUCCCAGGCUCAUUCGUCAGUGCCCCGUUUAGUCCACCAUUUUGUCUCUGGUUGACUCCACAAUCCCAAUGUGUAACUCCCUUGACCUUGCCCUGUUAGAACUGUCAUGCCUUCCAGAUUGGACCUGUGCCCUUGGACUGCUCUCUCCCACAUAGGUCCGGAAGAUCAUUCUGAAUGAGAAGUAAAUUAUUUUAUGUAAUAUAAUUUUUCAAGUGUGUUUUUCAAUUAUAUUGUCCUCUUACUUUAUCACCGCUGGCCAUGCUGAGCUUACGCGCAGCCCGUGGGCAGAAUUCUCCCGUGUGCAUGCCUGCUUUUAUCAUGUGCUUUCAAGGCCUCAAAGCUGAUGCUUCCGGUGAAACACACGCAUCUUAACAACAAGGGUAAAUAAAUGCUUCAGACAAAACUA
This is a messenger RNA of Suricata suricatta (meerkat), 2973 nucleotides long. It is a transcript of the gene RGS4, whose product is annotated as regulator of G protein signaling 4. The coding region runs from base 105 to 722 and encodes 205 amino acids. Lineage: Eukaryota; Metazoa; Chordata; Mammalia; Carnivora; Herpestidae. The transcript has 5 exons. The record is from RefSeq and is a predicted model, not a curated record.